Molecule: messenger RNA, 907 nt
Organism: Panicum virgatum (switchgrass)
Lineage: Eukaryota; Viridiplantae; Streptophyta; Magnoliopsida; Poales; Poaceae
Exons: 1
Coding region: 180-716 (178 amino acids)
Source: RefSeq, a predicted model, not a curated record
AAAGCCGCGGCGUCCCCGGCCAGGGCCGCCAGGAGCGCAGACCACCAAACCGCGACACGACCUCGUCUCGGCUCAUCCAUCUCAUCUCGCACUCCGAGUGCUCGCUUCGACCCCACAGCCGGCCAGGCCAACUUGGUCCGGAUUCCCUUCGGUGAUCGGCGGUGCUCGCUCGACCGGCCAUGGGCAACUACAUGUCGUGCACGCUGGCCAAGGCGCCGGGCGGGAGGGGCGCGAGGGUGAUCCUGCCCGACGGCGGCGUCCGGCAGGUGCCGCUCCCGGCGACGGCGGCCGAGCUGAUGAUGGACGCGCCGGGGCACUUCCUCGUCGACGCGCGCGCCGCGAGCGUCGGGGCGCGCCUCGCCGCGCUGCCGGCCGACGAGGAGCUCGAGCUCGGCGGCGCGUACGCCGCGUUCCCGAUGAAGCGCCUGGGCACGCCCCUGGCGGCGCCGGACGCGGCGUGCCUGGCCGCCGCGGCGGGCACCAGGGAGGCGCGGCGGUCGUCCGCCAAGGUGUCGGACGACGCGCCGCCCGACGGGGUGGCCGCGGCGGCCGCGGAGGAGAAGGCGCCGAGGCUGCGGCUGGAGGACAUGGAGGUGGACGGCGCGGCGGCCGCGGAGCUCGGCGCGCUCAAGCACCGGCUCAGCAAUGCGCGGGCCAGGAGGAGGCCGACGCUGGAGACCAUAGAGGAGGAGAAUUACCUGUCGUCGAGAGCCUAAGACACGGCGUGGCGUGGCAGAGCUUUUUUGAUAUGCGAUUCAAGUACACGCUUUUUCCAUUUUUUUUCGUUUCAAUUUUGGAGCAUUCAGUUGAACUGGAGUUCCAAAAGAUGUGUACUUGAGGUAAGCAAAUUGUACAGGCAACCGUAUUUCUGUGAAAAGAAAAAUACAUAUACAGAUAUACUAGGUCA